This is a messenger RNA of Bombina bombina (fire-bellied toad), 3924 nucleotides long. It is a transcript of the gene TRAP1, whose product is annotated as TNF receptor associated protein 1. Gene Ontology annotation, cellular component: mitochondrial inner membrane. The record is from RefSeq and is a predicted model, not a curated record. Gene Ontology annotation, molecular function: protein kinase binding; ATP binding; ATP hydrolysis activity. Gene Ontology annotation, biological process: protein folding. The coding region runs from base 37 to 2157 and encodes 706 amino acids. The transcript is spliced from 18 exons. Lineage: Eukaryota; Metazoa; Chordata; Amphibia; Anura; Bombinatoridae.
CUUUAACGCGUCCCUGUCGCCCGGCUCUGACGUCUUAUGACCUGUAGGGUGACAGCAAGCAUGUCUGCGGCAGCCGUGUUGAGAGUAAGCCGGGUACUAAGAGGCAGCCUGCCUGCUGUGGGCUGUAUUUCACGAUGCCCACCCCGCAUCAGGCAUCCACUGGCCUCAUCCAGAAUUCACCUACCUGCCCUGAGUGCCACAGCAUGGCGCAGAUACACCACCCAGCCAGCCGAGAACAAAGAGGAGGAAGCUCUGCAUAACAUCAUUAUAGACACUGAGAAUGUGCAAGGAUCUGCCUCAAAACAUGAAUUUCAGGCUGAAACAAAAAAACUCUUGGAUAUUGUUGCUCGCUCAUUAUAUUCUGAAAAAGAGGUCUUUAUUCGAGAGCUAAUCUCUAAUGCCAGCGAUGCUCUAGAGAAACUGCGGCACAAGCUGAUGUCCCAGGGGGGUGAUCAGCAAGAGCUGGAGAUCCACUUGCAAACAGACAGCGAGAAAGGCACACUGACCAUCCAGGACACUGGAGUUGGGAUGACUGCAGAUGAUCUUGUGUCUAAUCUGGGGACCAUUGCUCGCUCAGGAUCUAAGGCUUUUCUGGAUGCUCUGCAAAACCAGGCUGAAAGCUCUGGGAAAAUAAUCGGACAGUUUGGGGUGGGAUUCUACUCUGCCUUUAUGGUGGCAGACAAAGUGGUUGUGUAUUCUCAGUCUGCAGAGCCAGGUAGCACAGGAUAUCGCUGGUCCUCAGAUGGAUCUGGUGUCUUUGAGAUGGUAGAAGCCAGCGGUGUCAGACCAGGCACUAAGGUCACCAUCUACCUCAAGGAAGAGUGCAAAGAAUUUGCCAGUGAAGACCGAGUACGAGAUGUGAUAACGAAAUACAGCAAUUUUGUCAGCUUUCCCCUGUAUCUGAAUGGCAAGAGGAUAAAUACGCUUCAGGCUCUCUGGAUGAUGGAUCCUAAGGAGAUUGGCGAGUGGCAGCACGAGGAGUUUUACCGUUUUAUAGCUAAAGCUUAUGACAAACCCCGGUACACUCUGCACUACAAAGCGGAUGCGCCGCUCAACAUCCGCAGCAUCUUCUAUGUACCAGAGAUGAAACCGUCCAUGUUUGAUGUGAGUAGGGAGAUGGGAUCCAGCGUGGCUCUUUACAGUCGCAAAGUUUUGAUCCAGACUAAGGCCACAGACAUCCUGCCCAAGUGGCUGCGCUUCCUGAGAGGUGUUGUGGAUAGUGAAGAUAUUCCACUGAAUCUUAGCCGGGAGUUGCUUCAGGAGAGUUCUCUGAUCAGGAAGUUGCGAGAUGUUCUCCAGAGACGUCUAGUCAAAUUCUUCAUUGAUCAGAGCAAGAAGGACCCUGAGAAAUAUAGCAAAUUCUUUGAGGACUAUGGUCUGUUCAUGAGGGAAGGAAUAGUGACCAUUGCAGAGCAGGAAGUGAAGGAGGAUAUUGCAAAAUUGCUGCGCUUUGAAUCCUCUGCACUACCCGCAGGGCAGCAGACCAACCUGACUGAAUAUGCCAGCCGCAUGCAGCCGGGCACACGCAACAUCUACUACUUGUGCGCACCCAACCGCCACCUGGCAGAGCAUAGUCCCUACUAUGAGGCCAUGAAAAAGAAGCAGACCGAGGUCCUGUUCUGCUAUGAGCAGUUUGAUGAACUCACCCUCUUGCACCUGCGAGAGUUUGAUCGGAAGAAACUCAUCUCCGUAGAGACUGACAUAGUCGUGGAUCACUAUAAGGAGGAUAAGUUUGAGGAUAACCGUCCAGAAUCGGAACUAAUUCCAGAAAAGGAAGCUGAGGAUUUAAUGGCCUGGAUGCGGAAUGGACUGGGGACUCGAGUAACCAAUAUCAAGGUGACACCACGUUUGGACACUCACCCAGCUAUGAUCACAGUGUUAGAGAUGGGAGCAGCGCGACACUUUCUGCGCACGCAGCAGCUCGCCAAGACAAGUGAAGAGCGAGCACAGAUUUUGCAGCCCACACUGGAGAUUAAUACAGGACAUCCUCUUAUCAAAAAACUGGGGCAGCUGAAGGACACAGAUGAGGAGCUGGCGAAGCUACUGCUGGAUCAGAUCUAUGAGAAUGCAAUGAUUGCAGCUGGACUUAAUGAUGACCCCCGACCCAUGGUGGGUCGUCUUAACGAGUUAUUGACUAAAGCCCUGGAAAGGCAUUGACACCCUCCAACUAGUUUGUACAAAUCCUGCUCCCUGAGUUGUUACUACAAAUAAUUACAGUAUCCAAUAGAAUUAAAAUAUGCUCCACUUUUUUUUACGUUUUAAAUCAUUCUUAUUGGUUCUUUCCCACUACCUGUAUGUAUCAGAGUAUAGUAUCUUAUUUCCUAUGGAAAGAAAAGCCUUCAAAGAAUAAACUGUUUCAAACCUUCAACGCUAAAACUGGUAUCAUUACUGAUUUGUCACAAGGGACAUAUUCAGCAACAAUUAACAUAACCUUGUGCUGUAUAACUUGAUCUGUACUAUCAUUAUUAAAGGGACAGUAAGCUUACAAAAUAAUGUUAUAUAAUUCUGCACAUAGUGUAGAAUUAUAUAACAUUAUCUUGGCGGCACCUUUUUAACUCUUAUGCAUUUCCUGAUUUUAAUUUUUUUCUACCAGAGCGGAAGCGAGCUACGGUCACUUCAAUGGCGCGAUCGGGCUCACAGUGACUAUACAGCAUGCCCGCAAAUCGCUUUUGAACCAACUUUGAGAUAAAAAAAUCAGGAAAUUUAUUAGUUAUAAAGGUGCCGCUAAGAUAAUGUUAUAUAGUUCUGCAUUUUGUGUUUGCUUUCCCUUUAAGCUUAUAUUCUUUGUAUCUGUUGAUUUGGUUGGUCUGCACUUUUUGCCCCUUGUCCUUGAGUUGUGUGAAACGCUGUAUGUGCCACAUAUAGAAUAUUAUCUAAUCAGCUGCGGGUAUGUAGCUACUAUAUCAGGGUAAAAAGCACUUGUGCAUAGAGUAAAGCACAAGGAAAAUAUGGCUUUUAUAUAAAGGGACACUAAAGUAUAACAAAAAAUAAAUGUUACCUUUUUAAAGGGACAUGAAACAACAUUUUUCUUUCAUGAUUUAGAUAGAGGUUUCGAUUUAAACAACUGUUAAAUUUACUGCUAUUAUCCAAUUUGCUUUGUUUUCCUGUUAUCUUAUGUUGAAAGGCAUACCUAGGUAGACUCAGGAGCUGGGAGCUAGCUGCUUAUUGAUAAUAGAAGUAAAUUGGAAAGUUGUUUUUUUUUUUUGGGGGGGGGGGUUCAUGUCCCUUUAAGUUAUAAUUUUUAUUCCAGCUUCGGCAAGAUGGGCAGAGCAGUCAAUUAAAUGCUAUUCCACCCCAUAGAUCUUACCCGCAACUCUAAGUUAGAGUGUCAUUUAGUGUCCUUUUAUUGUAGCAUACAGUGUUUUACAGCAGAUUGGAGAUGGGAAGCCACAGGCCAUAUAUAUAGGAAAUUACAAAUGUAGAGUACAGGUUUUGCAAUGAUAUUUUAAUAUAAGAUUAAGUCAAUAGUUGCUGUCAUUUUCCCUUUAAGAGAAAUAUAAUCCCUUUAAAAAAGUAACCUCAUGGUUUUUAUGUUCAGGUGAGCCUUUAACACGGUCAAACUGCAUUGGUUAGUUCAGGUUUUUACCCCUUUAACAGAAUUAAGGGACUUGUUUUAUAUAGGGACAUUUUAUGACCCUUUAAUGUUCGUUUUCAUUAAAACCUGUAAGAAUUCCCCAGAUCUGUAAGGGCAGAUGCGAAAGAAAUAUAUUAUUGUAAUAACAAACUUUUUUUUUUUUAAACUUUUGUUUUUUUUCUUUAAGACUGCAUCACAUUUUGUAUAAUUUAUUAAUAUUGCUCAUAUCAAUGUGACACCAGAAAAUAUGUCUGCCGCUGGGUUCAUUGUGUGCCAUCUAAAGAGAAGGUGUUUUACUAGAAUUGUGACUGUAAAAUGAAAAUGAUAAUAAAGGAUAUUGAUAUAUCGUA